Molecule: messenger RNA, 1954 nt
Organism: Cloeon dipterum
Lineage: Eukaryota; Metazoa; Arthropoda; Insecta; Ephemeroptera; Baetidae
Product: organic cation transporter protein
Exons: 9
Coding region: 110-1891 (593 amino acids)
Biological process (GO): transmembrane transport
Cellular component (GO): membrane
Molecular function (GO): transmembrane transporter activity
Source: RefSeq, a predicted model, not a curated record
CUGAGAGAGAAGCAGCGCGAGUUACACAUUGGCUCGCGGUGACCCACUCUCCGCUAAAGGCGUGCGGGUCUCGAGAGGAGCUUGGUCCAGGAUUGUUCAGUCGCGCGCGAUGGACUCUUUUGAAGAGGACGACCAAGUGGUGGAGUCGUCGCCGCAGCCGGACGAGCAGCCCACCCUCGAGCUGGAGCAUGCCCUGGCCGAGCUGGGCAAGGGCGGCCGCUGGCUGCGCUCCCUUUUCCUCCUCGGCAGCAUCCCCGGAGUGCUGAACGCCCUCAAUCUUGUUGCCUACGUCUUCAUCGCCACCGAGCCGCGAUUCUUUUGCAAGGAGAAAACAGCAGAGCCGUUUGGACAAAAUUUCACCAACUUAUCAAGUGGAAGGCGCAUGGAGCUUCGCAAUGAGAGUAAAAGCAGUUCAUGCUUCUACACAGAGUGGAACUCAACAAAUGAAUUUUCCGAUUCCGCUCAAGAACCGCAGUUUCACUGUGAAGAAUAUGUUUUCUUUGAAACGGAUCGUGGCACGUCCAUUGUUUCAGAGUGGAGCUUGGUUUGCGAUUCAGAAAUUUGGAAACCAAUGUCGCAAGUGGCCCUUGGCGUUGGCAAAGUGAUCGGCUCCUUAGUUUUUGGCUGCAUUUCGGAUAGGAUGGGUCGCAAGACGAGUUUCUUGGCCUCUUCGUUCGUGUAUCUUGUGGCUGGUCCUGCGGCGGCAUUUGCAUUCCACUUCCCUGCGUUUAUUUUCUUCAGAAUCGCACUUGGAGCUGCAGGCGCAGGAGCGUUCACCUCGGCAUACACAAUAAUGGCAGAAUCAGCGAAAGCGCCUCGGAGGCCCAACCUGGGCGUGCUGUUCAACAUGUCGUACGCGAUCGGCUUCGUGAUAGCGCCCGUACUGUCGCUGGCCUUCUCAGGGUGGCGGCCCUUCCAAAUGGCCAUCUCGGUGCCGGCGCUGCUGCUGCUGCUGCCGUGCUGGUCGCUGCCUGAGUCGCCGCGCUGGCUCAUCUCUCAGGGCAGGCACAGGGAGGCCCUUUACGUGGUGCGACACGCCACCACUAAGAAUAUCGACCGCCAACGCACCAUCUCGUCCACCGAGAACAGGUUCCAGCAACAGGAGGAAGAUGCGUCUUGCUGGUCAGGCACUCUGACCUUUUUGGCCAGGCUGGGUGGCAUGCUGAGUGACGGCAUGUUCCGCAAACGACUGCUCCUCUCGCAGCUCAUCUGGUUUUCCUGCUCGCUGACCUACCACACGCUGAUGCUGAGCGGCGCGGCGUUAGGCCUGCAGCCGCACCGCUACGUCGUCCUGUUGGCGUCGGUGGAGGUGCUCUCCUACCUGCUGCCGCCGCUCAUGUUGAAAAGAUAUUCGCGCAGGAUUUGCCUCGCCCUGCUGCUCACAGGCUCGACACUCGCCCUGGCCACGCUCGCCUGCGUCCCCAAGGAUUACUCAGUUGGCACCAUGGCGGCAGCGAUGCUGAGUCGCUUCUUCAUCAGCGGGGCGUAUUCUGUGGCGAUCUUGUUCACCUCUGAACUGUUUCCGACCGUCACCAGAAACACGGCCAUAGGCACUUGCACAACUUUCGCUCAAAUUGGAUCAAUUUCUGCGCCGUUUCUCGUUGAUAUGAUUGCGGUCGGCAGCGUGAGUACUCCGAUGUGGGUGUGCUUCAGCGCAUCGUUUGCGGCCUUGUUCCUGUCGCUCGGUCUGCCUGCCUUGCGGAACAUCAACCUCUGCGACACAAUGGCCCAAGCGCGCUGUAGUGAGGCAGAACUCAAGGAGGUGAGCUUCUUCAGGGGUCGAAAUAAAGCAGGCGCGGAUGACAUCGAGCAGGACGUGCAGCCUAAUGAACUGUCGGAUAUUCCUGAGGAAGAAGAGUCUCUCGACCUCAGCCAUCUCGGACUUGGCUGACAGACAGAACAGAUUCCUUCGCUUUGUAUCAGCAUAGUGUGGAAAUAAACCUCAUGUACGUGG